UUGUUUGUAAAACAAGUGAGUUGGAGUGAGACUGAGAAGAGGAGAAUGGAAAGGCAGAAAGAUAAGAAGAUGAAGAUUCUAUGCCUCCAUGGAUUUAGAACCAGUGGGAGCUUCCUGCAAAAGCAAAUUAGCAAAUGGGAUGCUUCUAUCCUUUCUCAGUUUGACAUGGAGUUUCCAGAUGGGAAGUUUCCUGCUGGAGGAAAAUCUGAUAUAGAAGGCAUCUUCCCACCUCCUUAUUUUGAGUGGUUCCAAUUUGACAAGGACUUCACAGAGUACACAAACUUGGAAGCAUGCAUCUCUUAUAUAUGUGACUACAUAACAAGCAAAGGCCCCUUUGAUGGUUUGCUUGGUUUCUCUCAGGGUGCGACACUAUCAGGACUCUUGUUAGGCUACCAAGCUCAGGGAAAACUGUUGAAGGAGCAUCCAGCUUUCAAGUUUUUCAUAUCGAUAUCAGGAUCAAAGUUCCGAAAGCCAAGUAUCUGUGAGAUUGCCUACAAAGACAGAAUCAAGGUCAAAUCAGUCCAUUUGAUAGGAGACAAAGAUUGGUUAAAACUACCUUCUGAGGAGCUUGCUUCUGAAUUUCACAACCCCCUCAUCAUAAGGCACCCACAAGGGCAUACUGUCCCAAGGCUAGAUGAAGUAGCCACCGAACAGUUACGUGAGUGGACUAAGACAAUCAUCCAAUCCAAUACUGGUACUACUCCUCGUCCUCCUUUAGAUAGUAAUCAUGAACUGAAAAAUGGAGAAGCCAAAAGUCCAGUAGUUGCAGCAUCAUGUAAUAAGGUACAAAACGGCCAGCUGGAGACAAGUGGAGUACUUAACACAGAGAAAACAGAGAGAGAAGUCGAGGCAGUCCAAGCAUAAUAUCAAACUAGAAAGAGAUUUCCUCGCUCUUUUGCUUUGUAUUUACUUUUCCUGGUCGAUCGUCAGAAUCAUGCAGGAUCCAAAUUGACCAGUUCAGUAUCAAUAUAUGUACGCAUAGUGUAUUCCUUAUCUUGAGUCAUCUCGCCAACUUCUAUAAGGCAAUGUACUUUAAAUAAACGUGUAAUGAAAUUAACGGUGUGAAAUUUUCUUA
Molecule: messenger RNA, 1075 nt
Organism: Rosa rugosa (rugosa rose)
Lineage: Eukaryota; Viridiplantae; Streptophyta; Magnoliopsida; Rosales; Rosaceae
Product: dihydrofolate reductase-like
Exons: 6
Coding region: 46-864 (272 amino acids)
Source: RefSeq, a predicted model, not a curated record